CCAAGCGCACCAACCAACCUUAACAAUAUGCGAGGUCCGUAUAUAAAUAGGUGAAGGUCUGUUUAAUUCAUGGCGGGACGGACAGGGAUCGACAAAAUCAAAGUUGUAUUUGGGAUGUUUAGAUACAUUUUCUGUUGGGAUUGCAUUUGGCCUGGAGUUGGCCUGCAUUUCAUCUACACUAUCCUAUCCUAUCAGUGUCUGGCCCAAUGCUGUCUCUAUACAGGAUUGUUGCCCUAGUAUACUGACUGUAAUCCGUGAUUGAGUGGGAAUAUCCAUCCCCUAUUCCCUAUUCUGUGCCCGUCAAGGAAAGGAUCUGAUCUCCUCUGGAACAUCCAGCGUUUGCAAGCAAUUCUGGCCACCAUGAAGCAAACUAAUCCCCCGUUCACCUUAACAUGCGCAGCUUCAACUCGGAAUUAUGCCUUUUCGACGCCUGAAAAGUCAUUAGGCAAGAAAAAUGCCGUUGCGGGAGAAAACAGGGCGAUAUCCAACUACUUCAAAGAAGCUUCCUGGACACCAGAUGGGACCAGUAUAAUUACGAAUUCUGCUGAUAACACUAUCAGAACAUUUGUGCUACCUGCCGAUUUGAUCGAACAGAGAAAGGAACCCCUUGAACUGGAACCGUAUCAUACAAUUCCAUCGGCAGAACCAAUAUAUGCAAUGGCUAUUUACCCGUUCUACGGACUACAGGAUGCAUCUUCGACGCUGCUGCUCUCUUCUGUCAGAGACCACCCUAUUCGAUUGACUUCAGCUUUAUAUCCGGGAUUCUCAGCAUCGUAUAGUCUUAUAUCACCCACAACAGAGGCCUUCAUUACGCCCCAUUGCAUCCUCUAUCCUCCUAUCCUUAGCGGGACUCAGUUUCUGACAGGUUCGGACAGUUUGAUAUGCCUAUUCGACGUGUCUCGUCCUGGAACGGACGGACCCGUGUCCAGACUCCAGACCAUUCCAAGCAAACGGAAGAAGAUCGUUGGUGGUGGUGUCGGGAUGAAGGGUAUCGUUUCCACCAUGGCAAUCAACCCAUCAGGGGAUGGGAUUUUAGCAGCGGGUACUUUCACGAGAUACAUAGGCCUUUACGCGUCCAAUGGAUGCGGUGAUACUAUUGCCACAUUCAGUGUCGAAGGUACGGCAGCAGAUUCACGUGUUGGAGGUAAGGGCAUUACGCAGGUGCUCUGGAGCCCAUGUGGCCGAUAUUUAUUCGUCAUCGAGCGUAAAAGUAGUGGGAUUCUCGUGUACGAUAUUCGAGUCACUGGCCAAUUAGUGGGUUGGUUGGAGGGGAGGGGAGGAAUGACAAACCAAAAACUCAAAGCGGAUAUUGUUCCUGGAGGGGAACGUAACGCUACGGAAAUUUGGGCUGGUGGGACUGAUGGAGCACUAAGAAUGUGGUUGGAUCCCGCAAGUGUUACUGGGGAAGGGAGAGAGCCGGAAUGGGAGAAGCAAGUCCAUGAUGACCCUGUGACCAGUGCCGUUUUCCACCAUACGGGUGGUGUUCUAGCCACCUGCUCUGGUCAAAAAAAGUAUCCAUCGUUCAACGACGACGAAACUAUGGAUAUCAACGCCAGCAGCGACAAUCGCCUAAAAAUAUGGGCACUUUAAGCACUUUGAAAGUUCAGCAGGCUCAUCUUUUGGGCAUGGACGCUUUUAUAUAUAUAUAAACCCCCAACUGGCACUGUGUCAUCACAGCCUAUAAACUAUGGGAAGUAGUCUUUUUUUUCAAGUUCAACCGUUGGCUGAAGACCGCACCCCAUUAGAGGUGCCAUAUCAAUCGCACAUCAACUUCCUCCAGGCUCCAACGAGCUAAAUUCGUUGGCACGCGGGCAUGCAGCUUAGCACUUGUGAUGAUCUAUAGGAUCGUCUUACUCUACCCCGUUUCAUUAUCUCCCCUGGCGACCCAUUAUGGGAAGCGAUGAUUCGUGCUGCGUCCGGCCAAAUGGCCAGAACUUCAGGCGCUCGAAUAUAUAUCGCCGAUGAUUCAGGCUUCGUGGGCGAAAGCGAACUCUAUGAAUGGAUUUUAGGAAAUAACCCUAACACGCUAUUGAAGUGAAGAGGGAUGAGCAAGCUGAAGAAAAUCGUCAAUGUUGCGAAAAGCCGUGACCACCUUGGUGCAGCAGAUCAGAUCUCUAAGUACAUAAGCUACUAGACAUUUGUGUGAAUAUUUACACCCUGGCUACUUGCUUCAAAACUCAAGAAGUCAGCUUUGAUAGGAGGCAUAAGAAUCAUGGAAAAUAAUAUUAUUCGAGGACAAUUCACCAAGUCCAAAGUUGAUAAUUACCGUUUGUCUUCCCUGGGUAACCUGACGCGACAUCUGCGAGUAUUUUUUCCCCCGAAGAUUAUUUUCUUCUGCCGUGGGGACCGCAUGGUUGACCGACAAGGAAAUAUCUGACUUUCUCCUAACCAUGCAGUAGAUAGCCUGGCACAAACCGCAGCCAUUUUAUUAAUAGCCUGUCACAUUCCCCCAUAAAAGCAAAACAUAAUGUGAACACCGACGGCAUGUCAAGUCUUUAUAACUUAGGUGUGUUAAGGUAGUUUUUUGCGAUUGGAAGAAUUUUGACAACCAUGUUUUAUGGAAAUACAAUAGCGCAACAUAUAAAAGUAAAAGUAACAAAUGACAAUGGCCCAUUCUCGUGAAACCGCUUUAUUCUUCCUGGUCGUUUUUUCUUGAAGAUCAUUUGUUGUUCAUUGUCGCGUUUCGACAAACAAAAAUGAGUGGUUAACUAGUUACGGCUGCAAAUGCGGGUGAUGCUUGGCAGGGUGAGCUUAAUUUGACCAUCCUCAGCCUCAGCCAAAGGAAGACCCUCUGUCCCAAGUCAGCUUCAAUGGAUGGAUGUAAGCUAUCCAGUAACAACCUGUUCAAUUUUGAUUUCCUUCUAGAGUCCCUCUCAAUUGCUUCAUAUUGUGCUGUAUGAAGAUUUCCCCCAUGAAGCUGAGGUAGCGACUUUGCUUGCAAGUGCUCUAUCGCAGCACCGUGGCUAACUUGGACGCCCGCUCAAUGCCAUCUUCAAGUAGUUAAUCUUCGAUUAGAUCACUCACCUCUGCCUCCAUCUAUCCUGGAACUCCCAAUUGUGAAUUCCUGAUUAAUAUACCCAUGUUCCAUGGACAUCUUUGUGCUUCUACGUGGUUAAGGUAGCAAGAACAUGCCCAGAAGCAAACAUCUCGUUUCCUCCACGCUUACUAUGGCUAGGCCAAAUAGAUGUACGUUAUACGUUACAUCUUCGCAAUUAGCCAUGCGCCCAGCUCUUCUUUAGGAUCGCAUGAGGGUGCAAUUUAUCUAGUUAUGACUGGCUUGUAGCCUUGAUCUCAGCUUUCGUUUCUUUUCUCUUCUCCAUCAUUUUCUACUACAGACUUCCUCUCUUGUGUGUUUCAACAACAUGCCUCAUCACCACUGCCUGGACGGGCGCUUGCUGUCGACAUUGCUGAAUCCAGUUUUACGUCUAGUUCUCUUUCCUCUACUUAUAUUUCCGUUUUACCCUAGUGCAGAGGUGAUAGCGACUCUCCACCAUGAUACGCCAUCUCAAAGAGAAUUCGCAGAUUGCCCGGUGUUCUACAAACCCAGCCCGUCAGCUUAAGCAGCAGUCAUGUAAUAUAAAAGCAAUAUAACAGAGGACGUGGAGAAUUACCAGUACAAUCCCCUAGGAUCUUACCAGAAGCACCAGAUACUCAUCUAUACGCGGAUUUUCCGUUGACAACAGGGUUUCUAGCGAAGGAUUUGCGGAUGCAAGGAACUAUUUAUUGUUUUUGUCACUAUCCCAGCCUGAGGGGGAAAAAGGAAAGAGAGAAAAAGUUCCUGAUGCGUUUGAUCGAUUGUAAGCGCAACAAACUUGCCCAGUGGGUUUUCCCGGCAUUUGGGUGUGUAAUGUCUUUAGUUGGCAUACAUGGUGUUUCUUGCGAUUCUGCGGCGAAGCUUGGGCUUAGCGUGGAAGAUUUGAUGGCUUCCAAUCGAGAGAUUUCUACACCUUUUGUUCUUUACCUCGAUUGAUAAUGAUAACAUUUCGCGAUUAAUUGACUUUCAAAAGGGGUAGCCUGCUAUUCAUCUUCGGUUCAAGCUGUCCCCCACAAUGGACUUCUACCCCGCAGGCUGUCAUAUGGCGCUUCGUUCAAUAGGACUCGAAAGGCGCUAAGGGGUUCGAUAUCAAAAAGAAAUCCGUUUUUUGUACGGUUUCCUACCUACGCUACCAUAUAACCCGGCAGCCUCCUAUUUCCAACGAUGCGGUGGCUGGCACUACUCCUGCAGUGAAUUUCACACCCAACGAGGUCGAAUCUAUGUGAAUAUAAGAUGCCAGCCUCCCUAUUUCGUAUCUUCUCAACGCCCCCUCCAUGCUCUUCGUUUCUUUCUUUUUACAUCUUCUCGAUAGCUUCGAAUUUACCAAUCUUCACAACCUUUUGCUUCCCUGCUCUUUACAUCUACUUGACCUUACAUCACUCGGAUAGUCUAUGAGAGUUCCUCGUCGUCUGGACAUCUGAUAUUCGAACCCCAUAAGGGCGAUACAGGCUUCAGAAUAUAUUCCUAUUCUCUGCCGCUGAGCCCAACUCUUCCCAAAAG
This is a messenger RNA of Blastomyces dermatitidis ER-3, 4534 nucleotides long. RefSeq names its product transducin family protein/WD-40 repeat family protein. The record is from RefSeq and is a predicted model, not a curated record. NCBI's taxonomy places the organism in Eukaryota, Fungi, Ascomycota, Eurotiomycetes, Onygenales, Ajellomycetaceae. Bases 361 to 1590 code for a protein of 409 amino acids. Gene Ontology annotation, molecular function: protein binding. The transcript has 5 exons.